Pseudophryne corroboree (corroboree frog) is the source of this 1280-nucleotide messenger RNA. RefSeq names its product mitochondrial calcium uniporter dominant negative subunit beta (gene MCUB). Gene Ontology annotation, cellular component: mitochondrial inner membrane; uniplex complex. The record is from RefSeq and is a predicted model, not a curated record. The transcript is spliced from 8 exons. Gene Ontology annotation, biological process: mitochondrial calcium ion homeostasis; calcium import into the mitochondrion. Bases 201 to 1160 code for a protein of 319 amino acids. NCBI's taxonomy places the organism in Eukaryota, Metazoa, Chordata, Amphibia, Anura, Myobatrachidae. Gene Ontology annotation, molecular function: calcium channel inhibitor activity.
UAACGCGCAGCGCACCGCUCCCUCUAGCGGCCAGGCCGCGCAACGCAGCUGCGAGUGGAGGGAGGCGGCCGGGAGGAAGUGGAGUGUUACAGUAUACGCACGGAGAGACAGCUAGAAGCACUGGCAGCCGGGAAGAACGCGUGCUAUGAGCAUCGGGGAAUAGCAAAAGCUCGGAGAAGCGGCCGCUGUGUGUUUGGAGGAUGCCUGUGCUCGCAGAGCUGUGGAGGAGGCUCCCUCUGGCUGCUGGCUAUCAGGUUAGACAUUUAAGACACAAACUUCAGCUGAACACUGUGGUUUUUUACAGCACACAACCGCCCUCUAGUGAUGUGACCGUUCAUUACAGGCAUGGGCUCCCUGUUAUAACACUCACCCUGCCUUCUCGGAAUGAGCGAUGCCAGUUCACCAUCAAACCCAUGACCACGACAGUGGGGACAUUCUUAAAGGAUAUAAAAAAAGAGGACAAAGGCAUUGACACAAUCGCUGCUAUAUCUACAGAUGGCACAAAGUUCUCUACUUCCACACUGAUGAAUACCAUACUAAGGAAUGAUUUCCAGUUAGUUGUAAACCACAGAACGCAUCAAGUCCAUUCAUCUCCCGGAGAAAUGCUGCAGACUCAGGACUCCGGCCAAAUGGACUCAGCGAAAAGCUUGGUGCACAGCCUGUAUUCAGCUCUGCACUCAGAAGAAUAUUUGCUUAAGAAAGAGCAGGUGCUUUUACAGAGGUUGGAAGCACUGAAUGAAGAGUUGCAGCCACUGCAGCAGGCAAAGGUGAAUUUAAUGACUAUAUCGGAUGCCAAAACCACACGUCUCAAGUGGAUUGGGCUAGCGUACCUGUCUACACAGGGUGGGGCUCUGGCCUGGCUUACCUGGUGGGUUUACUCUUGGGAUAUCAUGGAACCUGUGACAUACUUCAUUACAUAUGGAAGUGCCAUCGCCUUCUACUCCUAUUUUCUACUAACCAGAGUGGACUAUGUUUAUCCAGAUGUUAGAGACCGCCAGUUCCUACAUAUCUUCUACAAAAGAGCCAAGAAGCAUCACUUUGAUGUGGAGAAGUACAAUAAAUUGAGAAAUGAGGUUACAGAGACUGAAGAAAGCUUGAGACGUUUGAGAAAUCCUCUACGAUUGAAGCUUCCAGUUGAACAGCUGCGUGAGGGAGAAUAGGCUGAUUUUUUUCUUUUUAUUCAAAAUAGAUAAUUUUUCAUGUUUUACAUCAUUUUGUAAAAGGGGUCAUUAGAGUCAUGCUUUAAGAGAUUACAAUAAACUAUAAAUAAGACUUUAUAA